AUGUUGAAAAAAGUACUGAUUAUUCAGCAUUCAAUCGGUGUUCGUCCUGCUCAUGUAAUACUAUUCUUCAUAGAAAAUAAUAUUCCAUAUGAAAUUCUUCCUAUUUUUGAUCCUGAUUAUCAAGGACAUUUUCCUGAUAAUAAUACAACGGAUUAUUCAGUUAUUGUUAGUCUCGGUGGACCACAAGGUACAUAUGAAGAUGAUAAAUAUCCUUAUUUAAAAUGGGAAAAAUCUUUUCUUACAACUCAACUGUCUCUUAAUACACCUAUUCUCGGUAUAUGUCUUGGAGCACAAUUAAUCGCUGAUUGUAUUGGUGGACAUGGUGAUUUGGGUAAAUAUGGUUAUGAAGUUGGUUAUGUUCAAUAUGAACUUACAAGUGAAGGAAGAAAUGACCCAAUUUUAUCAAAAGUAUUUGAUGAACAACGUAAUAAGCCAUUGUUAAUUAUGCAUCAUCAAGAUUCAUUCGAUUUACCAUCAAAUGCAUCUAUUUUAGCUUAUACAACAAAUAAAUAUACAGCUGCUUUUCGAAUUGGUUCUGCAUACUGUGUACAAUUUCAUCCCGAAGCAUCAUUUAAAGAAUUCAAUGAAUGGGUACAGCGAACACGUCAAAAUAGACCAGAAGCAUAUAAAAAUCUCGAUAUAGAUGAAAUUUUACACCAAGCACAAGAAUUUGAAAUAGAAGCUUAUAAAUCCCGGCAAUUAUUUUUUGAAACAUGGUGGGAUACAAUUCCAAAGCAAUAA
Messenger RNA from Adineta steineri, 741 nucleotides. The record is from the annotation of a GenBank genome assembly. NCBI's taxonomy places the organism in Eukaryota, Metazoa, Rotifera, Eurotatoria, Adinetida, Adinetidae.